GUGGUGGGAUUCAAGAGGAUUCACUGGAUGUUUAGAAUAUGCUAUGAAUGAACCUUUUAUUAUCGUGAUCCCAGAAAAGAUAAAAGAGAGAGGAUGUGUGUAUGCGUUCUUGCAAUGGUCAAAGAUUGAAGGUGGUCAGGAAAAGAUAAACGAUACAAUAGUUACUUCAUUUACAGUUCAAAACGCGAAAAGAAUUUUGUUAGCAGAAAUGAAAAAUUCUUCAAAUGAAUCGUCUGGUUUAUCGAAACUUGAUUGA
Molecule: messenger RNA, 256 nt
Organism: Dentiscutata heterogama
Lineage: Eukaryota; Fungi; Glomeromycota; Glomeromycetes; Diversisporales; Gigasporaceae
Source: the annotation of a GenBank genome assembly